AGAGUGAGAUUUGCAAUGCAGGAAGAUUGUCCCCUCCCUGCCACCGUAGCAGGCUUAUCCCCAAAUCCAGCUGCUCAGUGUAGUGUGAGGAUCAUUCUGGCUGCCACAUAGACAGGGAGGGGGUUGCUGCCUCUGGGGCUGAGAGCAGAUCAGGGGUUAAUAAUUCUGGCAGGGGAAUCGCAGGCCUUCCAGCCCAAAUCUGCUACAUUUUACCGGCAAAGAUUCAGGUUACUUCACUUUGGAAAAACUUUUUGUAGCUUUGUUGGGAAUUUCUCUUCAUUCCCCUUGGAAAGCAUAGCGGCUGAGCAUGUAAACAUUGCAUUUAGUAAAAAUGCUGUGGUAGCGCUGGACAGAUUUUAAUUACUUUUAUAUCUAAUUCCAUUUAAUAACUUUCUAUGUAUAGUUAGCAGUUGGGGUGUUUUACAAUGUCUGGCGAAGUGAAGCAGAGGAAGAAAGGUGGCAUGCCAUCCUCCAAGGAAGCGAAGGAUGCUCAGCGGAGUGGCACUGCUGCAGGACAGCGGGCAAAUGGAGAUAGUCCUGGGAAGCUGGCAGCUGCCUCUUUAGGGACUGGACGCCAGUCAAUGUGCCCUGAUGUCAGGACCCUGCUGUGCUGCUUGUGUUUGGCGCUCUGUGCGACUUUGACAUGGACGGUAUUUCAGCAGUCGCAAAACUUUAUCCUUCUUGAACAGAAGUACCAGACUCUGCAGUCCCGAUCGUCUGCACUAGAAGACCUGGAAGCUAAAGUUGGAGACAUUUUUGGGAAGCUCGAAUCCUCAGACAACUCCCUAGCAGAAGCUACAGCAUCAUCUUUCCUAGUAAACCACUUACAGCAACAAAUAUCUAGCCUCCAUAAUGACAUUGAUCACAUUCAAACCAAUGAGCAGGCACUUUCCAAAAUGAUGCAGAAUGUCAACAUUAAGUUCCAAAAUGUCACAGAUACAUGGAAGAGAAACCUGGAUGAAAUGAACCUGGAAGCGAACUCUGUAAAAUCUGAGACCAAGUUAUUUCAUCAGCAGAUGACUUCAAAAAUUAACUCGGCUGACCAGACCCUAAAAGUUCUUUCCGAGAAGCUUAAAGAGUUUGAAGAUAGUACACCCAGGAAUUUUAGAACAGUGAGAAAACAAGAAGAUGAAGAUUUUCAACGUAUCUCUGACGUUUUGGACUACGAUGCCAAGGCUAUUGAGGAUCUGAUAACGCGGCAGAACGAGUUGGCCAACAUGAACCAAGAAGUUCAGAAGAACAUAAUCCAGUUUGAGCCAAAACUAACAGAGUGCAUUGACAAUUUGCCAGUUAUUGAUAACGCCGUGCGCACGCUACUAAAGGUCUCCAACGAGAUGCUUGACUAUGACAAAAGGAUUAACGAGUUGACUGUACAGGUGUUUAAUACAGAGGACACGUUGUUGAAAAUAAUCUCAGAGACGUUAGAGAUCCAACAUGCUCUGGAGAGUAUGCAGUAUGACAAAAGUAUCCUAAAACUGCAAAAUGAAAUUUCAGUUUUGAAAGAGAAAACAAAAACUUUAUCUUCAGUCAAAGAGUCGGUGUCGGAGGAGCAAUCAAGUGACUGAACUUUUUCUAAUAGGACAGCUUUUACAUGGCCACUUUUUGACGCAUACCUGUUUUAUGGGUAAUGUACGGCAAAUAGUGGUUUACAUUUGCUUAGACCCGAUACGGGGGUAAGGAGGGAGUUGUCUCCCUGAGGAUAGAUUUUAAUAAUACCUCCUCCAUUCCAAACUUUUUAGGUACACCCAAUUUUAAUAAUGUUGAGACCAUUUACAUUUUUCUGUGCCUAAUUUUCUUUUUCAAUUGCCCAAAGCAUCUGCAGCUAUGAUAAAUAUAUAAUAGUUCUAAUGCCCCGUACACACGAUCAGAAUUUUCGAUGGAAAAAGACAGACAGACUUUUUUUAUCGGAAAUUCCA
Rana temporaria (common frog) is the source of this 1916-nucleotide messenger RNA. RefSeq names its product IKBKB interacting protein (gene IKBIP). The record is from RefSeq and is a predicted model, not a curated record. Bases 426 to 1565 code for a protein of 379 amino acids. The transcript has 3 exons. NCBI's taxonomy places the organism in Eukaryota, Metazoa, Chordata, Amphibia, Anura, Ranidae.